AUGGCCCUGAGUUCAGGGCCUGGUCUGAUCCUCCAUGAAGACCCAAAGAUGACACCAAGUCUCAACUCCUGUGAGGCCCCAGGGUUAGGCUCUGGCACCAUCCAAGGGCCCAACUCAAACAUGGCCCUUACUCCUACCUUAAGUCCUGGCUCAGCCUUUGUUCCAGACCUUAAUCCAACUCUGAGUCCAAGCCCAAAGGAGGCCCUGUGCCCGGUAUCUGAUAACACACCAAGAUCAUGUGACAGCAGACCCAUGGGUCCUGCCUCUCUUCAGAUGGCUGGUUCCUGCCCCGUGGAAACUGUGGAAUGGGAUUCAAAAUGCGUCUCCAGGCCUGAGCCACAGGGGACCCUCUGUCCAGCCUCAAACCCUGAGGCCACCAGUUUGAGCCCGGAUAAACUCUCUUGGCCAAACUCUGAGGAUGCCUUUAAGUCCCGUUCAAGCAAGAGUUUUGAUUUGGGUCAGAGUAACUCCAAUCCUUCUAGGCCUGAGUCAAACCCAUUUGUAAGGCCUCAUAUGAGAGACGCCCUGGUUCUGGGCCCCUGCAUCUCCAGGCCAGGCUCACAAGCACUCCUUCUUCCAGCCUCAAACACGUCUCUGGAUCAUGACUCCAAUCAGCUGCUCCAUGUAGGCUCAAGAAACAUCUCUAAGCUGAACCUAAAGAUAGCUCCGGAUUGGAUCCCAGAUACAAAGGAGACCAUCACCGUGACUCCGUGUAACAUAUCUGGGUCUGUUUUGAAAGGAGUUGGCACAACCUGGAGCACAAGCUCCAAGGGCAUCAUCAAUGUGGCUUCAAACAGCCAACCUCGAUCUGAUCUGAACAUGACUGUCACUCAGGCCUCGUGUGUGACCUUGAAUGCUGGCUCUAGUGCCUACGGCCCCAACUCCACUCUCUCUCCAUUCUCAUGCAUGACACAGAUUCUGGGCUCCAACGAGAAUGUGAGCAUGGGCUCUAGUUUCUUGAUCAGCGACACAUCCACGCUGACUCUGAGCAGCCAGCACGAUUAUUCUGAGGACAAUAGCGUCUGCACAGUGCCCCUGGGGAAUGGGCAGAGCUGGGGCGAGAUGGCCAGCCUGGAGGGUGCCACGGCCUUCCGCAGCUUUGAUGAGGGAGCCUAUGAUGAUAUGACCUCAUGCCUGGUGAAGAUGCCAGAGAAGAGAGAAGAUGGGAGCAAAAUGGCUCUGGUCGAGAAUGCCAUCAGCCUCCAGAAGAACCAGGAUCUUCUGGAAGUGGAAGAAGAGAAAAAGACCAUAAUGAAGAAGAUGAUGAGGCAGAUCCAGGAGGAGCCACUAAAUUCCCUCUCCAGCAAUGUCCGCCGGCAGGCCAUGGAGACCCUGACUCAGCUGAGUCACACCCAGCCCACCCUGGGUGUGCGGGAGAGGGCGGAGCUGGUGAACACAUGUGUGCAGAGCGUAUUCUCACUGCCCUCGGUGCAGGCCAUGCAGGAAAAAGACGAGACCAAGGCGGAAGCCAUCCAGAUGCUGUACCAUCAGACCUUGGAUGCCCUGCAGACACUGCUCAAUGCCCUCUUUAUUGAAGACCCCACCCCUGCUGGGCUGAAAAGCAUCUUGGAGCCGCUGGGACCCUGGAUGAACUCUGGGAAGGCCCAUGAGCGAGCAAGGGCUGUGAACAGCAAUGUCUCUGUCCUGAACCACACACUGCUGACCCUACCUUUCUUUAUGUCCUCGGGCUUCCCGGCGCUGGGCCUUCUCCUGGGGAGGCUCCUUCUUUGCAUUGGGGAUCCUGAUGAGGAGAUUGGUCGGGAGGCACUGGAUGGCAUCACAAUCCUCUACACGAUCCUGGAGCUCCAGAAACGAGCCAGAGACAAGGAAGAGACCAACAAGAAGGAGCUGUAUGAGAGCAACAAGCGCUUCUUGGGGCCCUACAACCCAGUCAGUCCAUGCCAGAACAUUCUGCGUGUGAUUGCGGAAUUUGGAGAUUUCUUGGGGCCCCAGCAGGUAAAAGACCUGCUGCUGGCUGCCCUGGAAGGACUGAAGGGUGGCUCAGAGGCUCAGGGGAAGGACUCUGGGGAGAUGAUGCAGCUGGCCUCAGAGGUCACUCUCAGCUCCGUGCUGGAGUGGUACCGCCAUAGGGUGCUAGAGGUGAUCCCAGAAAUCAUGCAGGGUAUCUACAUGCAGCUGAGCCACAUCCAGGAGCCACGGGCCCGUGAGGUGGCCCUGCUGCCCGUCUCCCUCCUGGCCAGCUCUUUCAUGACCGAGGUUGUGGUGGCCCUGCUCAUGUGCCCCCUCCCACUGGACAGCAAUGGAGCAGAGAUGUGGAGACAGUUGAUACUGCGCAAGCCCAGCUGUGAUGUCCGAGACCUGCUGGAUCUGCUCCUGACCAGCCUGAAGGAGAAGCCCGUUACCAAGAAGGGUCGAGCGUCCAUUGUGCCCCUGGCGGCGGCCAGCGGCCUGUGUGAGCUCCUGUCCGUCAACAGCUGCGUGGGCCGUGUGAGGCGCAUCUACCCACAGCUGCUCCUAGCCCUGCUCAUUCAGGUCCAUUACCACAUCGGCCUCAACCUGCCUGGCCGCGUGGCCCCUCGCAAGGACACCAAGAAUGACACACAGCCUCCUGUCUUCGUACCUGUGCUCUGGGUGGUGAAAGUGGUGAAAACCCUGCUGCUGAAGAUGGGCUGCUCUUAUGAGUCCACGUUUCUGGAGGACCAGGGUGGCUGGGAACUCAUGGGGCAGGCGGAGAACCACCAUCGUGGAGUGUCCAUGCUGGCAAGGGCCAUGGUGCACUACUCCUGCCAGGAGCUGUGCCGCAUCCUCUACCUGCUCAUCCCACUCCUGGAGCGAGGCGAUGAGAAGCACAAGAUCACAGCCACUGCCUUCUUCGUGGAGCUCCUGCAGAUGGAGCAAGCACGCCGGAUCCCUGAGGAGUACUCUCUGGGGCGGAUGGCGGAAGGCCUGAGCCACUGCAACCCCAUCAUGAAGGUGCUAUCCAUCCGAGGCCUGGUCAUCCUGGCCCAAAGGUCUGAGAAGAUGGCCAAGGUGCAGGCGCUCCUGCCCUGCAUGGUGAAGGGCCUGAAGAGCGUGGACGGCAUGCUGAUGGUGGAGGCAGUCCACAACCUCAAGACCAUCUUUAAGGGGCAGGAUCGGAAGCUGACGGACAGCUCGGUCUAUGUGGAGAUGCUGCGGGUCCUGCUGCCACACUUCAGUGAUUCCAGAGAGGAUGUGCGCUUUUCCUGCAUCAACCUGUAUGGGAAGGUGGUCCAGAAGCUCCGGGCACCCCGCACCCAGGCCAUGGAGGAGCAGCUGGUCGGCACCUUGGUGCCCCUAUUGCUGAUCAUGCAGGAGGGCAACACCAAGGUGGGCCAGAAAUGUGUGAAGACCUUGUUCCGCUGUUCCUGCUUCAUGGCAUGGGAGUUGCCAAAAAGAGCUUACAGCCGGAAACCCUGGGACAACCAGCAGCAGACAGUGGCCAAAAUUUGCAAGUACCUUGUGAACACCCACCGAGACAGUGCCUUCACUUUCCUCAGCCAGAGCCUGGAGUAUGCCAAGAACUCACGGGCCUCCCUCCGAAAGUCUUCAGUCAUGUUCAUAGGGUCCCUGGUCCCCUGCAUGGACAGCAUAAUGACGGAAGACCGGCUGAAUGAAGUAAAAGCUGCCGUGGAAGACUUGAGAGGUGAUCCAGAAGCAUCAGUGUGCAUCUGUGCGGCCCAGGCCCAGGACCACAUCUUGGCCAGCUGCUGGAGGAGCUCUUGGCCACUACCACAUGGAGACUCAUGGGUGUGUGACCCAGCCACCACACACCAUUGGAGCCCCAGCUGUGAGAACCUGCCUUCCCACCAGCGGCGUUCCUGGAUCAUGCAGGCCCUGGGUGCUUGGAAGAUGUCCUUGAAGCAGUGACAUCCUGGAGUCCCCAGCCCUCCUCUGGCUGGCUUACAUAAAUGCCAUGUGGCUUACCUCUCUUCCCUGAGCACUUCCUCAUGAGAGAUGCCCUGGGCUCUGAGCAGCCAUUACUCUGUGCAACAAAUCUGUAAGAGGAGCAUGGCCUUCAUUUGUUGACUCGGUUGACAUUUACUGACACAACACAGGCUAUUUCAUCUAUUUUGUGUAACUAGGGAAACUGAGG
Molecule: messenger RNA, 4075 nt
Organism: Castor canadensis (American beaver)
Lineage: Eukaryota; Metazoa; Chordata; Mammalia; Rodentia; Castoridae
Gene: Mroh7
Product: maestro heat like repeat family member 7
Cellular component (GO): cytoplasm
Source: RefSeq, a predicted model, not a curated record